UCAAGUCAUUCUUUUUCUCAGUAAGUCAACCACAAAAAGGAAACAGCAUCAUCACACACAGAUCUGUAGCAGAGAAGAAGGAAAGACACACACGACGUCCGUCUGCUGAUAAAGAAUGGACACCAAAGGUUUACUGGGAUUAAUCCUUACUUUUGUGCUUCAGUUUCAAGCGGUUAUCAGUAGAACGGACACCUCUCUCUUCUUCAGGAGUGGAGAGGAUGCCGCUCUGCGGUGUGCCGAUGCAUCACCCACUGGUCCAACAUGCUCCUUGGUUUCAUGGCUUCGCAGCAUAAAUCAAUAUCGUGUAUUCCCUUUAGUUGAGAAUGGAAUUGUUGCAAGUAGCUCAGCCCAAGCGUCCAGGCUGAGUUUGGACACAGAGUGCUCUUUGGUCAUUCAGAACAUCACAGCUCAGGAUGCUGGUUACUACACCUGUCGACUGGGGAGGGACGUUAAUCUGGAUGAACAUAUAUUUACAAACGUUCUGACUAUCUCUCCAUCUCCACCAGACGCUGAUCCAAAGAGGGACGGUGAAGUCACAUUAGAGUGCACUCUGUGGAGAUACAUCGACGUCUUUCACUGUCUUCAGGACAGCCUCCGCUGGGUGGAUGAGACGGGAUCUGUGCUGCUUGAUGAAGGCGUCGGCUACAGUUUCCUCAGACAGACGAACUGUGUCUCUGUUCUGACUGUGAAGCGUCAGAGCGGCCACACCAGGAGAUACACCUGCCAGUUUGUUGAUCAGAACCGUGUGGAGAUAGAGGCUGAAUACACACCUGACUUCACAGGUGGUAAAACCUCUGAUCCGGAUGUCCCUGCUGAUCACAUGAUCAUCAUUGGAGCCGUGGUCGUGGCCGUGGUAGUCCUGGCUGUCAUGGUUGCAGUUGUCAUCAAAUACAGGAAGAGAGCCAAAGUGACAGAGGAUGUUGAGAGACCGACCGAACACGCUGAUGAGCCAGAGAGUAAUCUGACCUAUGCGACUGAUAGCCAAGCUAAUCAACAGGCCCCUCUUUACAUGAAUGUCAAAGAGGAGGACGCGACAUAUUCUACAAUCGAUACUCUGGUGAGGACUGAAGCAGGCGAUGUUCCCAACUGCAUCUACAGCUAUGUCAGCAAUCCAAGAAUAAAUUAGAGGAAAUUAAACUUUGCAUGAUGACAAAUUCAUAUUUCCUGCUGUCAAAAGUGUUUGUCUGUCUGUUCGGGAGUGGACUGUUUUCUGAUCAAACAUUGUUUCUAGUCUGUUGAUGGUGGUUCUAUUUGACUGCACGCUGUUGGUCAGGCUCAGUGUUCUAUCACUUAUUAGUUUAGGAUUUUAAAAAGACAAAACCCAUUAAUUAAAUUGGAAGCAUGGUUGUUCCCUAUCCAAGUUCUUAUUGAUCGUCUUUGUAGGCGAGACAACUGUUGUUUGUUUGUUUAUUGACAGAAGAAAAAGCUGCCCAGCAUUACAAUCCUCUUUGUGUACAUUAAAUCCAGAUGUUAAGUUUUGCAACCAAAAAUAAUUACGUUAUUGAAAUGUUAGCAUAUUGUGGCAUCAAAAGGUGGGCUUCAGCAUUUUAUGGUGUUGGACUGCAUGCCUGACUUACUGUUUUUUUUAUGUUGUUUUGCCGAUUGAGGCAUUAUAUUUUGUUGUAAUUUUGUGUCAACAGCACCGCUAUGUAUCCAGUAAAGAGAUUCAAAUGAAAAUCUUUCUCCAUUGUGUGUGUUUUGCUUGUCAAAAGUAAAAGGGACUCGCUACAUGUUUGCCCAUGUACUAAAGCUGAGUGCUUAUCACAGCGGCCCAGGUUUGAGUUCUACC
Anoplopoma fimbria (sablefish) is the source of this 1789-nucleotide messenger RNA. RefSeq lists its product as uncharacterized. NCBI's taxonomy places the organism in Eukaryota, Metazoa, Chordata, Actinopteri, Perciformes, Anoplopomatidae. The record is from RefSeq and is a predicted model, not a curated record. Gene Ontology annotation, cellular component: external side of plasma membrane; membrane raft. The transcript is spliced from 7 exons. Gene Ontology annotation, biological process: T cell activation; interleukin-15-mediated signaling pathway; positive regulation of ERK1 and ERK2 cascade. Gene Ontology annotation, molecular function: MHC class II protein binding; protein tyrosine kinase binding. Bases 116 to 1126 code for a protein of 336 amino acids.